UGCCUGCGCUGUAGCCGGGAGGAGGCCGGCGGUGCGGUUGGGUUGAAGGUUCGCAAACGGGAGGCGGGAACCGAGGGCGAAGGCAGGAAAUAAUACAAGGCGGGAUUCAAAAACAAACACCCGGCGGUUCGGCGAGGGGGGAAUGAUGCGGCACGGUUUGUGGACCAAGCGGGAGCCAUGAAGCAACGAAAGCCGUUGGUUCCCGGCAAAGGCAGCCAGGUCAUUACAAAAUUUUUCGCACCGGAUCCAGGCGCAGGAAAGGACAGAAUAAUUUUGGGCUCACCACGAAAGGGUGGCACAGAUGACACUUCCGUACUACAACAUGCUGAAUCACUUCAGAAACAUAGGAGCAAGACUCCUUCAUUUAAAUCCAAAAGAUCCAUACAUUUGCCCUCUCCUCGGACAAGCCCAGUACUAGAGGCUUUUAUGAAAGGUGUCUUAAAGUCGGAGAAAAGAACAAAUAUGGGCGGUGUAGUGAAAUGCCAGGUCACUCAUCACCCUAAUUCUCCACGAGUGAUAGUGCGAAGACUGUUUUUGCCAUCAAGUCAAUAUCCUUCAGAAGGUGAUAUACUUAAAGACAAAGGAGAAAAUGUAAAAAAAUCUUCUAAUACUGAAGAAUCCUUGACAAAGCAGAACAAUUUGCAUUCCAAAUGCAGUACAGAUGAGUAUAGAAGAACAGCUUUGUGGCACAAGUCUCUGCCCAGUCGGUUUUCAGCACCAGCUUCACUGGAAGUAUUGAAGUAUUCUGAUGACACAAGAAAUUCAGAACAUACCCCUUGGUACAUGAGACCCCGAUUAUCUCCAAGAAGGCUUAAACAUCAGCAUGGAUUAUUCAAUGAUAAUUUUCAGAAUACCCUUCAAGCUUAUAGGAGGGCACGAGAGUUGAGGAAAAUCAGGUUGCAAAAUGGAAAACAUUCUUAUUCGCCACCGAAUCAGAGCACCUUGAAACGAUCAUAUUCUUUGCCGUCAACGUCACUAACAGAGAAUAGCGGCAUUUCUACACAGACUGAAUCAGUUUUAAAACUCGUGACCAAAACGCUCCCUUCGGGUUCUCUGCAAAUGUGCAGCAAAGUCCAGCGGCACCAUUCCUUCCCUCCUUGUCCAGGUCGUAAAAACUCGAUGAGUGCCUUGAAACCAAGGUUGCACAUCUCAUGUUCAAAGGAGAAAAGAAAACGUAAUCUAAUAGAUGACGACGAUCGGAGAAAGAAACGCGUUUCCUUGCCCCGUCAGAUAGAUGCUCCGUUCCAUAAGAAAAGAUGUGAAAGCAGGAUCACUGACAAAUAUGGCAGUGACGUGACUGAAAAUGUUUGCAACGGAGUGCUGAAAGAUCACAAUAAUGGUGUAUUGGAAAAUGAGGACAUAGCCCUGGAAGCUGAUGAAUUUCCAGAAAAUGGCUGUUUGCCAUCAUUGUUGGAUGAUAAACUAUCGAGUCACAUCCCUCCAAAUUCAUACACACGGACACUGACAGAGGAGAAAGCCAAGACGGCCCUGGACAGUGCAAUUUCUUCAAAAGAAAAUAGAUCUGGGCUCCUGGGGAGACAUCCCUUGGCAUCCUUAGACAGCAAAAGGACACAAAAACUUGAAUCUAGCUCUUUAGCUGUUUUGCCUUCGGAUGAUGACGGUAAGUCAUCGGUACCAUCUCAAGAGCUUGAACAGUACACCACUGUCCAGUCAUCGGAGAGCACUGAAGACCCAGAGAAGAAAGAAAGGGACAGUUACAGCGGCAUGAACAGUGACGAUGAACUCAGCUGCAAUUUAGAUAGUGAUGAGGAUGAUGAUACUUUGUUGGCUUUGGACGAACUCCUAACGCUUCAGAACAAACCAAUACCUGCAACACCAGAGAAAUCUGCCAUUUCUAUUACGUCGGUGAGCCCAAACACACCAGUGGCUUCGAUGACUUUCAAAGUUAUUAAGCAGACGAGUUAUUCAAAUGGCUUGGAACGUCUUCUUAAAGAAAAGAAGCAGUCGGAGAGAAUGUGUGAAACACUAAAGGACCUUAAGAAAAACGGACUGUAUCAACUCAAUGUGACACAUGACAUUACUCGCCUGACUGAUGAAGAUGACGAACUCAGCAUGGAUGAAGGCAUGGAUCAGAUUGCAGAGGAACACAGGGCAUUCUUACUCAAAUUCUCUGUAAAAUCAGACGGCAUACCAGACUUGCAUCCUGGAGAAAAUAUUUUCAAUGUUUUGGAGGCUGGAAAACAUUUUAAUCAGCAUAACCUCAUGUUGACUCGGGGUGAAUUAACACCUCAAAACUUCGUGGAAAAGACUCUCAUCAAUUCUGGAACCAGUUACCAGACAUUUUUAUUCACUAAUGGGAUUGUAAGCCAAACCUAUUACACAUUGCCAUGUCCACAGCCAGUUUACAGACUCUUAUUUAAGAUGAUGACCAUUCAUUCCGAUUACAUUGUUUCGGUGCACAUUUUCAAAGCACUUUGGGACAUCUGGACUAAUGCUGCCAAUAGAAUAGUUAAAGGUGGCGACCGCGAGUUCAAGGUUUGGACUCCAAGCCUCAAGGAUAUGGUUGCUGUCUUUCUGAACCUAGGAGUAGAAUUCAACACUUUGUUUCCCUUGAAGCACCUUCAGCCAGACUUCACUGAAGCAGACGUUUUGUCUGGGCUCCAAAAUGAUAAGGAAAAUUAUACAAAGGAUAAUGCGCCAACCUCCCAGCAAGAACCUAUCUUCAGCUCUCUGCCAGAAUUUGGCAUAAAGAAUGUAGUCAAGUUUCUUCUGCUGUGCACGUCCAUUUGCCCUGAAGCAUACUCUGAUAAAGAAUUAAUAUUGCUGAUAAGCUUGUUGGGGAAGAUUGGCCUUGAACGAGAGUUUCAGCUGACCCCGUUGAAAGACUUGCAGUGUUUGCUUGACAAUCUUCUCAACAACAUCCGACACUGGAGUACGAGGAUGUUCGAACUCUGCAAGAUAAUAAGUGACUUAUCAGAACAUCAUCAUAAUCUUCUAUACCUAGUUCAGCUGUUGCCUGAUUGCAGUACGCGAGGAAGGCAACUCAGGAGGCACCUUAGUUUGGUGAUCAUUUCAAAGCUGCUUGACAAAGGUCAUAUGUAUAUACCGAAGGAUCCAGAUAUAAAGAUCUCUAAUCUGUGUCGAUACUUGUAUAUGAUGAAACCAUCUUCGUUGUUGAAAACGAUUGAAAAGGAAAGACAAGAGGAUGAGCAUCAGGAAGCUGCACUUACAGAGCUGGAUCAACAGGCUUAUUAUCUGUGCUACAACCUUCUGGUCCUGGCAAAUGAAGUACUACAUACGGACAGUGUUCCUGCCAGUCAGCGGGGUCAUCUCAUGCAGCUCUGCGCUGAAAUAGAAAAAUACGUCAAAUGUGACAUAAGGGAAGACCCCAAACUACUCUACCGAAGCAAGGUGAAAGAUUUGGAAGCAAGAACGCAUGCAAAAUGGCAAGAGAUGCUCCAGCGUUCACGGCCAAUUCAGGGAAAACUCCAUGACUAUUGGGAACCUUUGUUUGAAGAUCUGAAUUGCCCGAGUCAGUCGUGCGGUCUUGAUGAGGAAACGGAACACUACAAGGUUCAAGGACUUGCUGGUUGUGAUAAAGAUUUGGACUUUCCUUAGUACAACAAACAUAACUUUUUAUAACGAUUAUAAAGCCUCUGACUUGUUUAUAUACAAUGUUUAGACCUUAAGUUUGUGUUCUGGGUUUAUUUUUGUUCUUUAUUUUUGCACAUGAACCAACAAGUGGUGUUGUGUGCCAAGUAAAUUUUGUUAUAGAGGUUAAUGUUUUUGAUAGUUUAGCUCUGUAUCAAAGGAUAUAUAAAAAAAUAUUUUGUGAUAAUGUUAGAGAUCGAGUUUAUUUAUAUAAUUGCAGCCAUGUUUGCAGUGUUUUGUAGUAUCAAUUUUAUUGCUGUACAUAAAACUUUGACCCUUUUUGUAAUGUCAUUUUUAUUGAACGUUGAAAUUGUUAUAAUUGAACUUCUGAAGCAUUCUACUUGAAAAUGUCAAUUCUUUUCUCUUUUGCUUUAUGCCAUUUGGAAAUCAAAUUUCAAUUCAGUGGACUGCUUCUUGUGGAAGAUGCAAUGAAUUCACAAAUUGCUGAGUAAAAUGUUUGCAAGCUGCACGUUUUAUCCGUACUGAAGCGACAAUUUUCCCUCUCGCCACUUUAACUUUGUCGUGCUAAUUGAGUUUGCACGCACAUCUCUCUCGCCAUUCUUGGUAUGUCUUUACAUUGUAGCCUGCAGCACUGGCAUACACUUUAAAAUGUUUAAAGAUGGUUAGGAAUUUUCACGUCAUGGCUUUUAUUGUUUCCUCCGCUCCGUUCUCCAGUGUCAUUUUUUUUUUUGUCGGCGCUAGUUUGUGCUCAGUUGAAUUUGUUGCCUAAAACAACCAGUCGACACAUUAAUUUAUAACAUUGUAUAGAAGAAAAGGCUGGUAAGGGGAGUCACCUGUCAUUAACAUACCUAUUGGUUCUUGUAUCGCAAACCUAGAGUUGGGGGGCUUGAGUUGUUUUUAUUUAUCACUUGGCCCCUCAGCUGAGUUUUUUGCCUUGCAGCUCCUUUACCUAGCAUGUAAUUUAUGUAUCCGUUGUAAAUUUAUAUCUGUGCCCCAUCUUUUCGGGUAGCAAAUGAAAGAAUUUUCGAUUUUUUUUAAGGCAAUUUUGUAAGACUUGUAACUGUUAAAGGAAAGUAUUAAAUGCUUGGUUAUGUUUGUGGAAAGUGCUGGAUUAUUCACUACAUGUCUGUCUUGUAUUUAUACUUUUGAUUUCUAAUCUAAUUAGUGCAGGGUGCUAGAAUUUCAUCUCAAGAACUUCUAACAGGAGCAAACUGCUGCAAUUCCCACUUUACAUCGUAAAGUCAAAAGGAGUACGAUUUUGGAUGUCUCAGCAACUAAGCCAAGGCCAGUUUAUUUGCAAACUGUGUGUAUGUAUACAAAAUAAAAGUGAGUGUCAUAAUGCUGCCUUUAGCUGAGCAGAGUGCAUGAAUAGGAAAUGUUGCCUACCAAAAUCAAUUUUCAUAUUACUGAGAAUAUUUGUCAUUUUAUUGGCCAGGAGCAUUCUUGCCCAAAGCAAAUUUUCUUUUACCUCAAGAUUGGAGAGGACGAACUAAUUGCCGAUGUGAAGCAUCCGCUUGAGUGAGAACAGCAAUACCUUUUCUGCUUGGGCUUCGGAAAUGGAGCGUGGCUUGGGAAUCUUAAUUUUUUUUGUAAGAAAAAAAUAUAUAAGAUGCCAUCAUAUAUUUAGGAUUUACUCUUGUGUUCUUGGGCACGAAGCUAUGACUUGGAGCUACCUCACUGACAUUCCAGGGCUCUGUAGGUUAAGACUAGCCAUGCUAGUUAACAACAACCCCUUAAAGCAACUUGGCAAAACAUCUCCCUAUGAGAUUGAAUGCCUUGAGAUUGGACUUAGACUUGUGUUUAACUAACUGUAUAAUUUCUCUAAAUUCAAUAUAUCUGUAGUAAAGUGUUUUAAAAUCUUUCUUAGUAAUAAAAUAGUUUAAAAUGUGGCACAUUUGCUCAGGAAUAGAUUCUGCAAUUGUAUGGUGUACUGAAGGAGAGGAGUGAGCUUGGAGAUGUGCAGAAAUGCCUUCAGGCUAUCUGUGUAUUACAAAUGACUGGUUUUGUGGUCUGGCAUUGAGUCUUUAACCAAAGAAUACAAGAUUAAGCUCUCAACUGUUAGUUGAUCUACCUCAGGACAGAACUGAAUCUUUGGUCAAAGAACGUGUCCUCAGGAAACGUCUGUAAUAAUUCUGCCACCCUGCACUUCAGAAAUGUAUAAAAGACUUAAUAUUAUUUUUCUGCUUUAACACAUUUGCAUUUUUUAUUUUUUUUAAACAAUUCCUUUAUACACACACAAUUUGAGUUAUUUUGACAAAAUAAAAUUUCAAUAUGAUUA
This is a messenger RNA of Leucoraja erinaceus (little skate), 5851 nucleotides long. It is a transcript of the gene slf2, whose product is annotated as SMC5-SMC6 complex localization factor 2. Lineage: Eukaryota; Metazoa; Chordata; Chondrichthyes; Rajiformes; Rajidae. The transcript is spliced from 20 exons. The record is from RefSeq and is a predicted model, not a curated record. The coding region runs from base 178 to 3579 and encodes 1133 amino acids.